AUGGCAUCCAUUCGCUCUUCCAUACUUCUUUUCAACUUCUUUCACCUCAUAAUGAGUGACUACAGCGAUUACUCUGCCAGCCAUGCUGAAAAGCACCACAAAGAAUUUCACGAGUCAGACAAAGAAACCUUAAAGAAGCAUGAAUCUCACGUUUCCCACCAACUUGUUGCUGGUGCAGCUGCUUUCGAAGCAUUCAGAACCUAUGAAAAGAAGCGCAAUCCCGAUGACAAACACUCAAAUGCCAAGGCUGCUUUGGCUGCUAUUGUAGCUGCUGAAGCCGACAAGCUCAUUGAAACCAAGGGAUUGGACUUCGUCGACAAAACAAAAGCUAAACAUGAUGCCAAGAAGGCCGCUGACAAGCUCUACAAAGACAAAUAUGGAGAUGAUUAA
This is a messenger RNA of Ambispora gerdemannii, 390 nucleotides long. NCBI's taxonomy places the organism in Eukaryota, Fungi, Glomeromycota, Glomeromycetes, Archaeosporales, Ambisporaceae. The record is from the annotation of a GenBank genome assembly.